Cryptomeria japonica (Japanese cedar) is the source of this 1179-nucleotide messenger RNA. Its product is annotated as HMG1/2-like protein. Lineage: Eukaryota; Viridiplantae; Streptophyta; Pinopsida; Cupressales; Cupressaceae. The transcript has 9 exons. The record is from RefSeq and is a predicted model, not a curated record. The coding region runs from base 350 to 811 and encodes 153 amino acids.
CUUCACAUUCCGUUGCCGGUCAUCCAUCUUGUUCUUCUUCAUUGAGCGACUCUCUCUUCUCUUCUCUUCUCUUCUUCUCUUUUCUUUGUAUUGAGUAUGCUAAUGUUCUUGCUCUUACACAAGUCUUAUUAGUAUUGUGAGUUCACAGUCUUGUUCGAAAAUAAAACGAAAAUAAACUGUAACAGAGGAGGAGCAGGCGCAAGAAGAGGAGGAUUAAUCAAAGGCCGUCGGUCGUAAAUAUCCAGAGGCAGGGUUGAGGAGUAUACUCUUGCAAUUAGGUGUAAUCCCAGGUCAUUGGGAUUGGCUCCCUUUGGCAUAUAGCAGCUAAGCUUUGAACUCAGGUUACACAAUGAAAGAAUCAAAGCCUAAAAGAGCUGCGGCUGUGGAGGCUAAAGCUAAAAAGGCUGAAGCUAAGACGAAGCUGCGUGUUGUGAAAGAAAAGCCAAAGAAACGGCAGGCUAAACCCAAAGUUAAAAAGGAUCCCAACCAACCUAAGAGGCCACCAACUGCCUUUUUUGUUUUCCUGGAGGAGUUCCGUCAGACAUUCAAGCAGAAGCAUCCCGAAGUCAAAGGAGUUGCAGCUGUUGGUAAAGCUUGCGGUGACAAAUGGAAAGAAAUGAGUGAUGCUGAUAAGGCCCCAUACCUUGCAAAAGCUGCACAGAAGAAAGUUGAAUAUGAUGUUACAAUGAAUGCUUACAAAAAGAAACAGGUGGAUGAUGAAGGCGACGUAGCUGAGGAGUCUGACAAGUCAAAAUCUGAGCUAAAUGAAGAUGACGACGAUGAAGAAGACGACAGUGAGGAUGAAGAUUGAUGUUACUCAUAGGACAUCUAAAUUCUCCUAAUAGCUCUAGAUUUGAGGCUCGAGGAGAAUUCUGAUUAAAACAAUCUUUCCCCUAAGUUGCAUAGAUUUACUGCUCAUUUUGUAUGGUCAGUAAUAACAGUAAGUUUUUGGAGCAAUUAUAGCUAAUAGCUGAAGUGGCUGUAAAAUAGAAUGCUUUGCUAUCAAGCUUGUCUUGGUGGUCAAACUAUGGAUGCUUUCUGGGAUAAGUUGCUUAGUUUGUGCCAUAUUGUUUGUUUUGCCUACGAAUUGGUUAUCCUUCUUUAACCCCUUUCAAUCUGGGCAAAUGAUAUUGUCACUGUUUUUUUUAAGUUAUUUCAGCACCAUAAAAUUUUAGUGGA